GUUACUAUGUCUUGGAUCCCAACACAAUCUUCUGGGUUUCACAAAAUGAUUUGGAUAUGUUCUUCAUCUCUGCAGUCUAUAGCAAUCUAGGCUCUGGGAGAAUCCACUUUACUACUGUUGCAGUUCUUAAUGGUAAUUCCAUGAUAGUGGCCUCUCAGAUUCACUACUGUCAUUUACUGCAACUAGGUUGUUAGAAGUUAUGGCUAUUAUGGGAUAUAUGUGCAAAUUAAGACAGAUGAUCCUCCAGCAGAAAUCUCUGCUGCCUGAUUCUCCAACCACCAGGAUCUUCCCACCAUGAUAGGCAAUGUAUGGAAAGAGAAGCUAAAAUUAGCCCUCUAUCCUCAUGUGGCUGUCUUCAAGAUAUUUUAUCAAAGCAAUAAAAAAUAUAAGAUGGACCAAGGAUUGACCCCAAGUGAGCACAAAAUAAUGAUGCUCUACAGGAACUUCACAAAUUAUGCUCUGGGAACGACAGUCAUACUGGGUGAGAAGGAAUUCAGAAAGUUGGUGAGAAGUGAAUUUCCAAAUUUUCUCCAGGAAGUACAAGAAACUCCUUUAAGUAUACUAUUGGAUGAACCAAAGGACCGCAGCUUUGAAGAGGCUUUGAAUGUGAUAGGAAGAAUGGGAAUGGUGUACUACAAGAAGAUGAACAACAAUGCUUUUGAACGUUAGCAUCAUCACAUCAAUGUGCAUGGCAUUGAAGAGGGUGGACAUAGCCAUGUCAAGAGCUCCUAAGCAGUUCUGCCCACCUUUCUUCUGUCCAACCAGUGCUUCAAAAAUUUAUCGUCAUAGGCACUGAAAUUGUGGAUGUGUGUGGAAGCUGCAGUGAAAUAAAAUCUUUCUCCACUCC
Mus musculus (house mouse) is the source of this 847-nucleotide messenger RNA. RefSeq names its product S100 calcium binding protein A7 like 2 (gene S100a7l2). NCBI's taxonomy places the organism in Eukaryota, Metazoa, Chordata, Mammalia, Rodentia, Muridae. Bases 295 to 669 code for a protein of 124 amino acids. The record is from RefSeq and is a predicted model, not a curated record. The transcript is spliced from 4 exons.